AUGUACUUCGCUGAGCACAGGUUUCUGGGAGACACCGUCAAUGUCUCGGAUGAUCAUCAAUCUUCUUCUCAUAAAGAAGCAGUGACUCUACACCUCACCAAUGGCCUUGCUGUCACCUACGGUGAGAUCAACGGUCUCGCUGGAGAUUACUUCGGUUUAGGCAAGCCAAUCUCCUCCGAACCUAAUUCUGAACGCAUGAAAGUCAUUUUCCGGCGCUGGUUCGAUCUUCUUGACUUCCCGCCUGUUGGCAAACUCAAAGCCGAAGCAAUCACCAAGGAGCUCAGUUCUAUGAAUGAGAAGGCUCUAGCUGUCAUGUGUUCGAAUUCUGAGAACGCCGCGGCUGAGCUUGCGGCUGUGUACAAGGACAAUCCCCUUGACAUUACGCACCUUGAGGAAGUCUCCAAGGACUCCAGAUGGGCUAUUGGUUCAAGUUUCAUGCAGCUUCUGGAGGCGAAUGUUGAUCAUUUUGGUGUCGAGGCAAGGUCAACUUAUAAUGCUGGCCACGCCGUCGCUCUCGAAGUGGCCGCUGGGGGUGAUCUCAUGACUGCUCUGGCAGUCAAUGCGUUCGCCGAUCACUUCCUGCAAGACUCUUUUGCAGCAGGCCACAUCAGAGUCCCCCGCAAGGAGAUCGCUGAUAUUGCCAAGAACCAUCCGUAUUCAAUCCCUUUCCUCAAGUUUGAGGACAUUGCCAAGGUCAUCAAUGCAUCUUCGAACGUCAUGCAUAACGAAGAUGGGGAGCUCGGCUUGUGGCUCGAAAGUCCAUCUGGCGAGAAGUGGAAAGCCUUUGGUGACGGCAGACUGCCCGGUAAGGUUGUCUCCUCCGAGGCAACGUCGACCAACUUCGAUCAAUGCCGCAAAGCUGUGCAGCAGUCCAUUGCAGAGGUUCACGAUGCCUUCAAGCACAGAAAGGUGCUUCAAUCGUCUGACUUUGCAGCUUGGCAUCAUGCUCCCAUUAUGGACAAAGUCUCUAUCCAUCCGGACAACCACAAUCCCCUUCUCAAGGUUCAGGAUGGUAAACUUUUGACGCGUGUUAAUGGCGUGUCGUCUAAUAAAUAUGAGGUGAUAGAUGAGCUGACGAAGUGGGCUGCAUUCUGGACGGAUAACUUCAAGCAGGUGGAGGACCAAGUCAGGCUGAUGGUGAUGAAGUUCUUGAACAAAUGA
Molecule: messenger RNA, 1161 nt
Organism: Fusarium redolens
Lineage: Eukaryota; Fungi; Ascomycota; Sordariomycetes; Hypocreales; Nectriaceae
Exons: 2
Coding region: 1-1161 (386 amino acids)
Source: RefSeq, a predicted model, not a curated record